Molecule: messenger RNA, 2727 nt
Organism: Eublepharis macularius
Lineage: Eukaryota; Metazoa; Chordata; Lepidosauria; Squamata; Eublepharidae
Gene: CNTN3
Product: contactin 3
Exons: 19
Coding region: 19-2727 (902 amino acids)
Biological process (GO): brain development; cell-cell adhesion
Molecular function (GO): cell-cell adhesion mediator activity
Source: RefSeq, a predicted model, not a curated record
GAAAACUUAAAGACAAAAAUGAGAAGUACUGUGUCGGUACGAGAAGGACAAGGGGUUGUUCUUCUGUGUGGGCCACCAACUCAUUCUGGAGAACUUUCAUAUGCUUGGAUAUUUAAUGAAUACCCAUCAUUUGUACAAGAAGACAGCCGGCGAUUUGUGUCUCAGGAAACUGGGCAUCUCUACAUAGCCAAAGUGGAGCCUUCUGAUGUAGGAAAUUACACAUGUGUUGUGACUAGUACCAUAACAAAUGCCAAUGUUCGUGGUUCACCAACACCAUUAGUGCUGCGUACUGAUGGUGUAAUGGGAGAAUAUGAACCCAAAAUAGAAGUUCAGUUUCCUGAAACCCUUCCUGCUGCUAAAGGUUCAACUGUAAAACUGGAAUGCUUUGCCCUAGGAAAUCCUGUGCCUCAGAUUAACUGGAGAAGAACGGAUGGAAUGCCUUUUCCAAGCAAAGUAAAACUGAGGAAAUCCAAUGGCAUGAUUGAAAUUCCCAAUUUCCAACAAGAAGAUGCUGGUCUCUAUGAAUGCAUUACUGAAAAUUCUAGGGGGAAAAAUGUUGCAAGAGGACGCCUUACAUAUUAUGCAAAGCCUCACUGGGUUCAGUUGAUAAAAGAUUUUGAAGCUGCAGUGGAGGACAACUUAUACUGGGAGUGCAGGGCCAGUGGCAAGCCCAAACCAUCCUACAGAUGGCUGAAAAAUGGAGAGCCUUUAGCAUUAGAGGGAAGGAUACAAAUUGAAAACGGGGCAUUGAUAAUAACAAACCUAAACUUGACAGAUUCCGGCAUAUACCAGUGCAUAGCAGAAAACAAACAUGGCACAAUAUAUUCCAGUGCUGAACUUCAAGUUGUAGCUUCUGCUCCUGACUUCUCUAAAAAUCCAAUGAAGAAACUGAUUCAACUGCAAAUCGGUAGUUCAGCUCAUUUUGAGUGCAAGCCAAAGGCUUCCCCUAAAGCAUCCAUCACUUGGAAAAAGGGAGGUGAGCUGCUCCAAGAAAAUGAAAGAACAGCGCUGUUAAAAGAUGGAAGCCUACGAAUAGCUAAUGUGAGUAAAUCUGAUGUUGGAAGUUAUACUUGCCUGGCGGAGAACCAGUUUGGAAAAGCUAGUAGCUCAACAACUUUAUUAGUUACAGAGCCAACCUAUAUAAUACAGGCCCCUUCAAACAUGGAUGUUACUGUAGGAGAAAGUGUAAUCCUACCUUGCCAAGUUCAGCAUGACCCAUUGCUGGACAUUAGCUUCACAUGGUAUUUUAACAAUGAAUUGACCGACUUCAGAAAAGAUGCUUCUCAUUUUGAGAGAGUAGGUGGGAGCGCAUCAGGAGACUUAAUGAUUAGAAAUAUCCAGCUGAAGCACAGUGGAAAAUAUAUGUGCAUGGUAAAGACAGAAGUGGAUAGUGUGUCAUCUGCGGCAGACCUGAUAGUGCGAGGCUCGCCGGGACCACCUGAACGUGUAAAAGUGGAUGAAAUAACUGAUACUACAGCUCGACUUUCUUGGUACGAGGGUUUGGACAAUCACAGCCCAAUCACUGGCUACACUAUACAAGCCAGGACUCCUUUUUCAGUGGGUUGGCAAAGAGUCACAACAGUUCCUGAUGCCAUUGAUGGAAAAACUUUCACAGCCACUGCAGUAGACUUAAAUCCUUGGGUUGAAUAUGAAUUCCGUGUAGUAGCCAGUAACAAAAUUGGUGGUGGAGAACCAAGUUUACCCUCUGAAAAAGUAAGAACUGAAGAGGCAGUUCCUGAUACACCACCAUCUGAAGUAAGUGGAGGAGGCGGAAGCAGAUCUGAGUUAGUCAUCACAUGGGAUCCUGUUCCUGAAGAAUUGCAAAAUGGCGAAGGAUUUGGUUAUGUUGUUGCUUUCCGGCCACUUGGCUUUACAACAUGGAUACAGACUGUUGUUACGUCACCUGACACACCAAGAUAUGUCUUUAGAAAUGAAAGCAUCUUGCCAUUUUCACCAUAUGAAGUCAAGGUUGGCGUAUACAAUAAUAAAGGAGAAGGACCAUUUAGCCCAGUGGUCAGAGUGUUCUCUGCUGAAGAGGAACCAACUGUAGCACCUUCCGGUGUGUCUGCAAACAGCCUCUCAUCUUCUGUGAUUGAAGUCUCCUGGGAUCCCAUUUCUUUGAAAAUGAAUAAUGGGAGAUUUCUGGGCUAUGAGAUAAGAUAUUGGAAUAAUGGUGGAAAAGAACAGUCUUCCAACAGAGUGAAAGCUACAGGAAGUGAGACAUCGGCAAGAAUAACAGGCUUGAAGAGCAACUUGUUAUACUAUACAGCUGUUCGAGCAUACAACAGUGCAGGAGCAGGCCCUUUUAGUGCUACUGUCAAUGCCACCACAAAAAAGACACCACCCAGCCAGCCUCCAGGAAACAUUGUGUGGAAUGUUACAGACUCCAGAGUGGUUCUGAAUUGGGAGCAGGUGCACGCAAUGGAAAAUGAGUCAGAAGUAAUUGGCUAUAAGGUUUUAUAUAAGACUGGCAGUCAAAAUCAGCUGAAUUCCCUAAUCACCAACCUAACAUCCGCAGAACUUCUGCUCCCUUUAAAUGAUGACUACAUUAUAGAAGUGAAAGCUGUGACUGAUGGUGGGGAUGGUAUUAGUAGUGAGCAGAUCAAAAUACCUAAACUAGCAAGUAUGGAUGCAAGAGGUUCUGGUGCAGCAGUCUUCAGUAUCAACGGUCUCUCUUACUUUAUGACAACAAUACCUUUCUUAAUUUUCAAAGCGGCACUGUGCUGA